Nelumbo nucifera (sacred lotus) is the source of this 2155-nucleotide messenger RNA. RefSeq names its product F-box protein At4g19940-like. Lineage: Eukaryota; Viridiplantae; Streptophyta; Magnoliopsida; Proteales; Nelumbonaceae. The record is from RefSeq and is a predicted model, not a curated record. Gene Ontology annotation, molecular function: protein binding.
ACUCUUUCUAUCGACACUGGACUCGAAAAUUACACCUUUUUCAUGGACCCUCUUAAGUUUUUUCUCUGUUCUCUCUGUCUUCUUCUUUCUCCUGCUUCAGUGUUUCUUCCUUAUUCUUUGACGACACCUUUUUCAUGGACCCUCUUAAGUUUUUUCUCUGUUCUCUCUGUUUUCUUCUUUCUCCUGCUUCAGUGUUUCUUCCUUAUUCUUUGACGCCUUACUGGUAAGUGAAGUAACCCGGGAGAGAACAAACAACAUAGAGACUCAUCUCUCCGAGGUCUACUUCGCAACGAUCCUAAACCAUCCCUGACUUAACAAAUCUGAAGCUUUCAAAUUUUGUAUCUCUAUAGCGCCGGCGAGUGGAGGAAAAGCGUGUAUAGAGAGAGAGAGAGAGAGAGCAUGCAGAGAAGAAACUCUGAUAACAUUGUGGUGACGGUUGAUCAAGAAAGAAAGAAGAGCAAGAGCAAGAAGAAUGGCAAGGUGGAUUUGGAAAACAUACCAGAGGAAAUCAUCUUCGGCAUCCUGGCAAACAUCCCAGCUCAUAACCUCUACGAGUUCAGGCCGGUAUGCAAGCUCUGGUUUAAGCUUAUUACAGAUCCCAAUUUCAUCCGUCAACAUCUCUCUCGCUCUGAACCUGGUUUACUUGUUCAAUGCCAUGUUCCGAGGUUCAGAACCAUCUUUUUGGAGAUGAAAGGAGAGAGGUUAAGAGUUCGUUAUUUGAAUCUUGAACCCCCGUUUAAGACUCGAAUCCAUGCCAGUUGCAAUGGUUUAAUCUUGUUGGAGUUGGAGGGUGCCAAUGAAACUGGAGGAUUGUUCGUCGCUAACCCUGUGACCAAACAAUGCAUCAAACUCCCUCCUAGAAGUAGUACAUCAUAUUCUUAUUCCUAUGAAUUUGCAUUUCAUCCUGCCACAAAGGAGUACAAGGUCUUAACCCUUACUGAACAAGGAGAUAACUGCAUUUGUGAAAUACUUAGCCUAGGUUCUGAUACAUGGAGACCUGUUUUUGUUCCUCAGGAAUUUCGGGUAUACAAUUCAAUCUAUGUUGCUACUAAACGGUUCCUAAAUAACGUAGCGGGCUUUCAUGAAGAUGAGGAGGCCUUUGAUGAAGAUGAGGAAUACAUGUAUUCUAUGGACAUGGUUCAUGAGACGUUUCACAUGACACGGCUCCCUGUAUCUGCAUAUGGAAGAGAAGAUGGGCUGUUUGAAUUGGGGGAUGUCCUAGCAUUAACGACUCGAAUUGAAAGGACGUCGCGUUAUGAUAUAUGGGUUUUGAAGGAUUUUCACAAGGGAGAUUGGGUUAAACAAUACAGUGUUGUCCUUGAAGGUGUUCAAUUUGCUUACAAGCAUGAUUAUAAUGCGCUGAAACCAGUUGGUAGCUUGAGAAAAGGCAAGGUGAUAAUCUUUCAGGAGCAUAUAUACUUCUAUGCAGCUGAUGUUGAAGUGGGUAAAGAGGAUCUGGAAACUCCGGGCUCAUGAAGUUCUACCACAUGUAAACAGUCUCAUUUCCUGCAAUGCAUUUUAGAACCAUGUUUUGAGAUCUCUCUCUCGGUCUCCCAACGUUAUGGCUGGGGCUUAAAUGUUGCUACCGGGUAUGUCAUGUGCAAAAAAACAAGAGGACAUCAUUCACCAAGUGCCAGAUAGUAUCUGAUCUUUUCCAUCUAUUUUUUCUGCUAAAGCUGUGGGAGCAAAACUGAAGGCUAUACAUUAUACUUCUUGUUUGGCCAGUGGAAUCCGGAUUUCCUCCUCACACCCACCUCAGAGCGCUUGCAGCCGUGCAUUGAGACCAUCUCACCAUGAAUGAAAACAUACAAGUAAGGGAGAUGUUUCUGACGUGUGGCUGGCUGCAACAUGCUGUGAGGAGGAAAUGAAACUCUAGCCAGAGAUCAUGGGUUUCAGUCUGUUAUAAUCAAAUCUGAUUCUCUUAUGGCUGUCCAAGCCAUUAAAGGAAUUAAAGGAUUUAUUUCGUGGCAAUAUGAAAAUACUUUGGAUUCAGUUAAUACUUUAUCUAUAGAAUUUUUUUGGAAGUUAAGUUUGUAUAUGUUAACAUGGAUUUGAACAGGGAUAACAUUUAGUUGCUUAUCAGGUCAAAAUUUCUGAAGUUAUGAUGUUCUGGUGGAAUGACCCACCUGUUUGGAUUGUAAAUGUUUUGACAUGU